This is a messenger RNA of Triplophysa rosa, 2861 nucleotides long. RefSeq lists its product as uncharacterized. The record is from RefSeq and is a predicted model, not a curated record. NCBI's taxonomy places the organism in Eukaryota, Metazoa, Chordata, Actinopteri, Cypriniformes, Nemacheilidae. The coding region runs from base 51 to 1325 and encodes 424 amino acids. The transcript has 9 exons.
UGUUUAGGUUCUUUUUUCUUUAGCUUCUUUAGAUGCUGAACUGUUGAAGAAUGACUCGCUCUCAAAUCGUUUUGAUUUGUCUGCUAUAUCUCUCGGAUGGUGUUUUUUAUGAUGCCGUGGAGAUCCCACCUCCUAAAAUUACCAGAAAAUAUAAACCAUGUACAGGAGGAAAGUCAAGUCAAAAUUGCCUUGUCGAAUGUUCAUUGUUCGAUGCGGCACCGGCUCUGCUCUCGUGGUAUAACGGAAGCGAUCCUCUCUACAACCUCACAGUUUCUCCUCAUAACACCAGACUAUAUCUCGAGGUGGAUUGUCAGGAUCAAAACAGCUACUUUAACUGUACAGUGUCCAGUUCGGGCGUCAAUCAGACGACACAUCUCGACAAAAACCUGAUCUGUCAACCGUGUCCAGAAACAACAAUGAUGCCCGUGAGUGAGGGGGGGUCUGUCACUUUAUCCACCCACCUUAAGGAACGACAUAAUGAGGACAUAGAGUGGGUGUACGAGGAAAACUAUCUCAUUGCUGAACUCCACGGACAAAACGAUGACUAUCAUUUCUGUGAUGAUGGGAGAUUUAGAGACAGACUGCAGCUGGACCUUAAGACUGGCUCUCUCACCAUCAAAAACAUCAGUCAAAUCCACUCUGGAACAUAUGAACCAAAGAUCACUGAUGACUCAGUAAUGGCCCGGCAAUGCUUGAGUUAUAAUGUUACUGUAUACGAUCCUCUGCCCUUGCCUGUCAUCACCAAAAACUCAACACGAUGUUCUUCAUCAUCAAAAUGUGUGGUGAUGUGCUCAGUGAAUGUGACACGUGUGACUCUCUCCUGGUAUAAUGGAAGCAGAUUAAACUCCAGCAUCAGUGUGUCUGAUCUCAAAAGCAACUUUCUGUGUCUGGAGGUGAAAUAUCAGGACACAAACACAUACAGAUGUGUGGUGAACAAUUCAUUCGUCAACAUAACUACACAACUCAACAUCGGUGAAUUCUGUAAAGAUCAAGGGAAAUAUCUUGGUUAUCUUGGUUUUCUUGGUUUGAUCAUUCUUUGCCCGAUCUGUUACUGCCUAUAUAAGUGUCAAAAAGCAGAUGCCAGCAGAGGUCAACAUCCGGUCACUUAUACUGUUGCACUAGGAAAUGCAGGGACCAGUGGAGGUCACCAGGGGACCAGUGGAGGUCACCAGGAGACCAGUGGCACUGCUGCACAAGAGAAUGAUGCAUCUGGACAGGGCACAUCAGGCAACGAUGCUAUUGAAAAGACAAGCCUGAUAGUUCGUCCAUCAUCAUCACAGGAGUCCGUGUCCUCAAAUACACUUUGCUGUUCAAAGUCACAGUGACCUUCAUGUUAUAUACACCAAACACUAUAAACCAUUUGAAGUCUCAUCACAACUCGUCACUAGUCCCCAUAUCUGUCGUGACUCGAGUCUCGACACAGAUGACUACAUGUGAGAACCCACAAGAUUCAGCGUGCCGCCACGUUUGACCUGACUUUGAUGAUCUUUACUGGAUUACUUUUAUGAUGCCAACGCUGGGAAGUACCAUAUUAUUUUGUUUAACUAGAGAAUUCUAAUUUGUCUGUGACUGAUUUCUCUAAUUCUACCAAUGCUGCAAUUUAUUUGAAUAUUUACAGUAAAAAUAAUUGCAAUUUGACUAAAAUUACUGUUUUGGUUUAAUUGAAUGCUGUUGUCAUGAUUCUGUCCUUAUUGUCAUGAGUUUUCUAAUCCUGUGGACAGAGUCGCCACAAGUACCAUGUAUCUUGUGCUUGUUGUGUAUGUGUGGAGACACGUGGCCUUUGUUUUGACUUUGCGCCAUGUGUCCUCUUGUCGCGUUGCCUUGGCCCCGCCCCCUUGUUUCACUGUCAUUUUGUCAUUAGUGUUUCAUGCCCCUCACCUGCCCUGUGUAAUCUCCCUGUUAGUGUUUCAUUUCCCUCACCUGCCCAGUGUUAUUUCCCCUCAUUAGUCUCCCCAUUUAAGGUCCUCGUGCGCUCUGUCACAUGCGAAUGAGAUUGUUAAUCUAUUGUUCUCGGCCCUUGGCCUUGACCUUGGCCUUGACCUUGCAUUGUCGUUGUUUGGAUUAUUCCCUGUGCUUUAUUUUGUUUUGCUCCUUGUGGCACGUUUUAUGUUUAUUCCAUGUUUUGAGUUCCUGUUUUCCCCAUCGCGGGAUUAUUUAAUAAAAGUGUUUGGCAAAAUUUUGCUGUCUGCGCUUUGGUUCUGUCUUCGAUUCAUGACAGCUGUUUUCUUCUGACUUUUCAUUGAAGAAUCGCCUUGCAGUGAUUAAGCGAUGAUGAUUAUCGUGAUAUUGAGGUCAAGUUUCUCACUGACCUACAUUCAUUAUUGACAAUUCCAUUCACUAUAUUUAAUGUUUCUCUACGUGUAACUAAAUUCCUCUAAAAUGUAAAACUUUCUAUGGUUCCAAAUACACCAGUGAGAAUUACAUUGGUUACAUUUGUUUUUAAUUCUUGUUAUAUAUUUGAAAAGGCUUUUUUGUUUAUCUUGUACAUUCAUCAUUGAAUGUGAAACUGACUCCAGACUUUUGGAAUUGGCACGAUUUAGGUUUGGCUAAAACAGCUAUGAAUACUGACCUUGCUGGUCUUCUGACAAACAGUUUUGUUGGAAACAGAAGUGUCACUUUUCUCCAUCAAUGAAUUUGUUUAUUGUGCUUUUAUACAGUAUUUAUAGCAAUAUAUUUGACUUUAUUGUGCCGAAUUUUUAUAUCGAACAGCUAUGUAAUCUUUGUCUAGCUCUGGAACCGCCAGCCUAUUAAACGGAGUUAUGGUUGCUGGUUCUGUUAUUCUUUUUCUCCUGCUGAGCGCUGGUUAAUAUCAAUAAACUGUCUGUCUGUGCCUGCACUUCAAUACCUGUGUUUUUCCUGAC